This is a messenger RNA of Aegilops tauschii subsp. strangulata, 1061 nucleotides long. RefSeq lists its product as uncharacterized. Lineage: Eukaryota; Viridiplantae; Streptophyta; Magnoliopsida; Poales; Poaceae. The record is from RefSeq and is a predicted model, not a curated record.
CCGGCCGAGAGGUUUGGCAUCCCAUUCGGCCGGCGUUCACUUCACAUCCAUCGAUUCGGCCGUGUGAGUGCUUUUUAUCAUGCUCUUUUCUGUAUGAUGCGAACGUAGUAGUACGUGAAUGGAGGCAUAGGGUACGUCCGCGUGAGCAUCAGAUGUUGAUCUCCAAUUUCAAAAGAGAAAAAAAGUGCCAACUGUUUGACACUUGAAAAGGCAACAAUCAAAGCCUGUAACUGUAAGUGCACUGAAGCAGCUAAGCUACCACUGUUACCGUUAUUAUCACGGCCAGCUGUCUUUGGGCACUGUGACAGCCUGCACGAACGACCGGCCGUUGCCAUCGGCCUCCUCCCUCCCGUCCCAACGGCUCCCGAGCUUUGCUUGCUUUCUCUUGUCCUUUACGCCGUCGCCUCUCUGUACCUAUCUGUCUUUUUUCCAGUCUUCCUAUUUAGUCCCGCACACAUCCGCCUUCCUUCUCCACCCAGCCAGCCAUUGCCAAUCCUUGCCUCCUCACUCCCUCACUACUCACGCACACAAGACAUCUCUUCUUUCCACGUCUCCGGCUCCUAUCAAUCAGCUCAACCACACUACCAUGGAGUCCUCGUUGCCACCGUCGCUGCGCCACAAGCUGCAGACCACCGUCUGCGGCUGCUUCGGCUCACCGUCGUCGCUGAGCAGCGACGCGGAGAGGCCACACACUGGCGGCGGCAGGACCAGGUGGAGGCGACGCGUGGCGGCCGCGGGGGAGUUCCGGUACGACCCGCUCAGCUACGCGCUCAACUUCGACGACGGCGCCACCGACAACGGUGACGUCGACGUGGAGGAUGAGGCCUUCCGGUACAGAAACUUCAGCUCGCGUCUGCCUUCAUCGCCGCUGCCGGCCUCCCGAGCCGUCGCCAUCGCCUGAAUAGCAAUCAAUUUUAAUGUUCCAUCGGUUCUCAAUGCAAGGCAGCCGAUACAUGUAUGUACGCACUGAAGAAUUCGUUUGGUCGGGAAUCAUCUGCCGAUAGUCAAAAAUAUCUUUUUUUUACUUGGGAACAAUAAAAAAUAUCGAGCCUUUUUUUUAA